Formica exsecta is the source of this 5994-nucleotide messenger RNA. RefSeq names its product hemicentin-1-like. The record is from RefSeq and is a predicted model, not a curated record. Lineage: Eukaryota; Metazoa; Arthropoda; Insecta; Hymenoptera; Formicidae. The coding region runs from base 2126 to 4861 and encodes 911 amino acids. Gene Ontology annotation, molecular function: protein binding. The transcript has 12 exons.
GAGCCGCCGCGGGUCAGGGCUCGAUGUGGCUUCGUCGCGGGGGAGAUUCGUCGCCGAUGCGUUUCAACGUCGUUACGCGCGACGCGAGUGAUUCAUGAAUCAAAAUUGGAGCGAGAGCGCACGGUGUCAUCGUCACCCUAUCGAUCGACGAUUGCGCGACGUGCUUCGCUAGUGCCGAUCGAUGACCUGGAAGUUACGAUCCGCGAGAAACGCUACGGCAUAAUUGCAUUUCACCGAUAUUUAAACGCGAUCGCUUAAAAUAAAGUUGGACGCGAGUGAAUUUCGCACGCUUGGUUCACGGUUCUUCGAUCGUGACAUCGUCUUACGUUAUCGAUUCUUUUUUAUGCUACUUUUGACCUCUUCGGUUUUCGCGCGCACUUAAGAUCGUCUCUCGCGAGUGCACCCCUAUCGCACGUGCUCGUUCGGUGCAUUGCCGCGGGGCUGGGGAAGGAAGAGUAAGUGCGAAAAAUCGAAACCCUCGAUCGCGAACGCGAGCUGUGCUCCAAGUAAAUAUCACAGAUCUGGUGGCUGUGUGUAACACUGUGUCCGGUUAUAAUCGACCGUUCCAUUACAGCCGAAACUAUUCGUCGCACUUGAAUUGAUACGUCGAUAUCGAUACGUCGAUCGUGAUUAACUUGGUCAGCAAUUUCGUACGCACCCGGGUGAUCGCGCUCGAUAUUUGGCCGUUACUUGACGAGGUCAUCGUGUCGGAACGUAAGGGUGAAAUAUAGCGGCGGAAAGUACAAUCGGAGUAGUGUGGCAAAACGAUGAUUUGUUCUGCGAUCGAUAAGCGUCAGCGUUUCGAAAUUUCCGACAUUCCCAUCACCUCAAUAACCAGCAAGACGAAAAGAGCUUCGUAAUUUAUCAUCGUAAUUUAUCAGAGAAAGGUUUCGAUUAAACAAUUUUAUUUCUCACUCGAUCACACCCGUGUAUAGUUUAGGAGAAAUUGAAAUAAUUUUUUUCCCCAAGUUAUUUUCUCCGAUUGAAUCUUUUUAUUUUUAAACAAUAUAUUGCAUGUAUGUAUGCUUGAUUGGAUGUUGCAGAAGAGAAAAUACGGUUACGUCGGAAACGAACGUAGUAAAUCCUCCAAGUGUUUCGAAAAUUUAUCAGACUCGCAACCUAGUUGCGCUUGGACGUGUAUCGUACUGAAGUUUCGACAGCCGGAAUUUCAGAGACAAGUCGAAUCCACUUUGCAAGUUCAGUCGCGACCCGGCGAAUAUUUUAUUCCAUUCCGCAGAGGUUUACCGCGCGAUCGAACGCAUUAGUGGGACUCGCGACAGGGUAUCGAGACGGAAACGCUCGGAAUCCGAGGAAAGCGGCCUUUGAGUGGAGCUGCAAUCCACCCUGCUAUAGACAAUAAAACUAUAAUCGCCACUCAGAGAAGCUGUCGGAAGAAUCUCCGUUCCGUUACGUAUUCGUUUACCCGAUAAAUCCAACAAUCAUCCACUCGUCCGACGCACGCCCGUGAAAUUCUACAAUUAAAUUUACCUAACGCAGAAGAAUGCAUCGUUUAUAAUAAAAAAAAAAACAAAGCAAAACGAUAACGAAACGAGCAAAUAAAAUUUCAACUACUCGCAUUCUCCAUUUUGAGAAUCGCAUUCCACAUCGAUUGGAAAAUCUGAUAGAGAGAUCAAUUGGACGCGCUUAAGUUGUACAACGGAAAGUUGCUUUAAUUAGGAAGGAAGGAUCUCUCACGAGAUAAGGAGAACGAAUAUUGUGGCGUAAGAUGGGGAACACCGAACGAUCAUAACAUACGUUGUUAGAGGUCCCGUGUCUUGUUCUUGGGAGGCUCGAAAGACAAAUAGUCGUCGUCUCAUUAAAUGACGACAGGUACGUGAGCGACAAGACAGAUAGGGGGGGACGGCUCGUAUCGGUUCACGUCGACGGCAGCAACGAAACGACGACGAGGAACGACGGACGAUGUGGACGGCGGCGCAAUGCAGCAGCAGCAGCAGCAGCAGAAGCAACAGCAACGGCAACGAGAGCGGCAACAGCGUCGGGGGUUGCAAUUAGUGCCGGCUCGCUACGGCCGCGAGACUACGUAACGACUAAAGGAGGACGGAGGGUGCUACGCCGACCUCUAGGGGAUCGAGGGUGUGUGUAGUGCGCGUGAAAGGGAGACAAAAUGUGGUGGAGGUGGCGGUGGUGGAGUGUCGUGACGACGACGACGACGACGACGACGACGACGACGAUGGUGAUGAUGCUGGUCUUGGGAGCCGCUACGGCGUACUCGCCAUCGGUGGAACUAUCCGAUCUGGAUAAGCCAAUACCGAUUGUUGCCAUUAAUGGUGUAGUCGGAAACAAGGUGCAGCUCCCUUGCGACAUUUCGUCUGAUAACGACGAAGUCAACAUGGUGCUUUGGUACAAGGAAGGCGGGUCUGAACCAAUUUACAGCUUUGAUGUACGCGGUAGUCGGCAAUUCAGCGACGCCCGUCUUUGGUCGUCGCCCUCGGCAUUGGGACCAAGAGCUUUUUUUAUGUCAGCGACGAAUCCAGCUCACCUCAGCAUCGAUCGGCUGCAGGGCGUGGACGAGGGGAUCUAUCGGUGCCGGGUGGACUUCAGAAACUCGCCGACGCGGAAACAAAAGAUGAACUUAACCGUUAUAGUGCCUCCGUCGAAGCCGAUAAUAUUGGACGAGGCGAUGAAGAACAUUGGGCAACUCCGGGGCAUCGAGGAGACGUACAACGAGGGGAACGACGUGAACCUGAUUUGCGAGGUACGUGGCGGCAAACCGCCCCCGAAGCUGACGUGGUAUCUCGACAACACCGUGAUAGACGAGUCCUAUCUCUACAACGCCGAGACCGGGAUAACGGUUAACCACUUGGCGUAUCCGAAAAUUGGCCGACAGCAUCUCAAGGCGAGGCUGAUCUGUCAGGCCAGCAACACGAAUUUGGUGCCACCGCAAACCAGGCUCCUCAUCCUCAACGUGAAUCUAAAACCGUUGGUAGUUCAAAUCUUGACAAAGGAAGCGCGAGUUUCAGCUGGUUCACGGCCAGAAGCAGUGAUCACAUGGUGGAAAGCAAACAAGCCAAUCAAGAAGAUGGCUCAAACCUAUUCGCUCGAGAACAAUCAAACUUUGAGUAUCCUCAGCUUCGUGCCAACUAUAGAGGACGACGGUAAAUACUUGACAUGCCGCGCGGAAAAUCCUGCUAUAUCUGACAGCGCGCUGGAGGAUAAGUGGCGGCUUGACGUACAAUAUCAGCCCGUGGUCAAUUUAAGGAUGGGCGAAACGUUGAAUCCGGACGACAUCAAAGAAGGCGACGACGUGUACUUUGAGUGUAUAGUACGGGCAAAUCCGAAGGUGUACAAGCUUGCUUGGUUCAAGGACGGUAAAGAAUUAAAGAAUAAUUCUACGGCGGGUGUAGUCCUCAGCGAUCACUCUCUCGUCCUCCAAGGAUUGACACGUUACUCCGCCGGUGAUUACACCUGUCUUGCGGCGAACAGCGAGGGAAAGACCGCCAGUAAUCCAGUGUCCCUUCAGAUAAUGUAUGCGCCGGUGUGCAAGGAGGGCAAGAGCGAGGUGGUAGUAGGCGCUUUGAAACAGGAAACCGUGUCAUUAGUGUGCUCCGUGGAGAGCCAUCCGGCGCCGGUGACUUUUCACUGGACAUUCAAUAAUUCCGGCGAACUCGUCGAGGUACCGCACUCGCGUUAUUCUCACGUAUCGGCUCCCGGCACGCCAUCCGUCGCGGACAACCUGAAAGAGUACCAACAGUUUCACGGAUCCAGACUGAACUACACACCAGCCACGGAAAUGGAUUACGGUACGGUGGCAUGCUGGGCGAGCAACCAGGUUGGCAAGCAACGAACACCCUGCCUCUUUCAGGUUAUAGCCGCGGGUCGUCCGUACGCUCUUCACAAUUGCAGCGCGACGGAGAUGUCGGCGCCCCUGGAUAUGGAGGAACUCGGUACGAAGUCGGGAACAGGACUAGUAGUCCGAUGCCUGGAGGGCUACGACGGCGGUCUUCCUAUAUACAGUUAUCAGCUCGAGGUCGUGGCUGACGAGGACGGAAGUCCGAUUCUGUUUAAUAAAACCGUGCCGGCAGGUCCCAAUGGGCCGACCUUCGAAGUCGCGGGACUGACGACAGGAAGAAGCUAUCGACUUUUUCUUUACGCACUUAAUGCGAAGGGAAGGAGCGAGCCCGCCAUUCUCGAGCCAGUAACAUUGAAGGGUGUCGCUAUGUACACGACUGGCAACACCAACGCAUCGAUGCUGAAUCCGUUGUUGCUGGGCUUGGCAGCCAUGGCGACCCUUUUGGCCCUGGCCGUUGCUGGAAUCCUGGCGGCGCUCUACCGGAAGCACUCCACCGGCCGACCCGGAAGUCCAAAGCACGCUCCCAUCGUAUGCGAGCCGCCUAAUGCAGGUGCAACCACCCCAGUGCACCCUCAGACCAAACAGGCGGUCGAUGACAUCGAUCCGGACAUCAUACCGAACGAGUAUGAAAGAAGACCCUUAACGUACACCCCCGUCUAUAAGACACCACCACAACGAAGAAAGAAAGAUCGCGCCACCGAUGAGAACGCCUCACCGGAGAAAAGGCCGAUCGUUCAGCACGGUCUGGACUUGCCUCCGGAUCCGAUGUUGACCGACUGUCUGCCAACGCCCACCCUAAAUUAUCCGCAAAAUCAUGUGCCUCAGCAAAGCACUUAUAAUCAUCCGCCCACGAUGGCUGAUUUCAAACAGAUGGCCAUGGACGCCUACAAUCAGCGUAAUAACCAAAACGUAUAUUAUAGCCUUCAGAGGACGAGCAAAGGGCUUUCGAUGCCGCAGAGGCCCGUUUCAUCGUCGGUGUCCGCGCAAGGCAAAUUCCAUCAACCGGAAGUGGUGACUCGCUCGAAUCGGAUACAAGAGAGCUGUAUAUAAGUUCGGAGGAAUUCCCCUUGCGGGAUCGACCUCGUGAGCUUCUAAGACGCCGCCGACGAUUAUAUUUACACGCGUAAAUGUAAACGAAUACGAGCGAAGAGAACAGCGUUAGAGAUUCACGUGGAUUCACGAGACGCGAACGCGAAGUCUAUCUUCCCAUAGUUGGUGCGCGAGUUACAAACUACUCCGCGAAAUACACUUAACGUUUACCAAACAAAACAGUAGAGAGAAACUGGUGUGCGGUCGCUUCGGAUCGUAUUGACCAGGAACGCGAUCUCCUCUCGAAAUUACGCUACAUCUCGAUGCCGUCCCGUGGACGGCAUAUCUACGUUUUCAUAAUUUUACCGGAAAAUCGAGAUAAACGACUUUAGCAAAAUAGAAGGAGUACCUAUACAUGUCCAGAAUUAUUUCUUUACUGCCAUAUACUGAGGUAUAAACGGUAUAUCGUAACGUACAAAGAGUCUAACCCCUAAGUAGUUAACAUCAAUAACAAGAAGGAAGAGAGAUGAGGCUGGGUCAAAGUGAGCUGAGAGAAAAUUUCAACGGUGGCUUUAUACUUUAUUCAUACUUCCGGUUUCCAAGUCGCGCACAAAACAGCGUCUUUUAUAUAUACUUCACAUAUUCUUUUGGAACUUUUACAAUCUACAAGCUACUUUCAGGUUGCUCUGACAGUUUUAUAAAAUAAUACGGUUAAGAAGAGUAUGUAUUAUCCAUGGAUCAAAGCUUAUUCUCCAGCCUUACUCUCAAAAUACUAACAAUAUUAAUGUGAUCGUAUUCGAAGCUCAUCAAUGCUCAUGUUUUCUUACGCAAAAUUUUUAUAACGACCCAAGAAAAGACAUAUUCUUUCGAAAGACUUCGCCGAAACUCGAGAAAAUUCUCUCUUUAAGGAGCGACGUCUUCGUUCCCGAUCACUGACGCGGUACACGGACGUGGGUUUUACUGUUUAUAUGAAACUAGUUUUUGUACAAAGAUCUAUUGUAAAUAGACACGAGCCUGGCCCUAGAAUUAUAGUCACUAAUGUCCGAAUUUCAAUUCGUUACACGUUAAGCUGAGAAAUGUCCGAUCGCGUAAGAUAAAAUUCGAUGGCAUACGAAUACGAAUAAAGAGAAUACGUUUCAUCUGUUUUACACAAA